UUUACUGAAGCGCGGAAACCGACCGGACUAAAUAGAUCCGGGUUCGUUCGGAUGAUCACACCCUCUGCAGCCAAUAGGCUGGUGAGACAGCCAUCUGACCUUAGUGUAUAGUUGUUCAUGUGUUGAACAUACUCGUCGCCAUAGGACAGGUUAACAGAGGUUGUCAGACUGUCCCAGGAGCAGGUACUUGCGUCAGUGAGGCAGUGUGUUGAGAGUGUGUUGAGAGACAGUACCUUGUGUUGCUGAGGUUAAGGCAGUUUACCAGUCACAGUUACCUAGUUGAAGAUGUCCGCUGUGGUGAUGUGGCUGUGUGUGUUGAGUUGUGUCAUCACAUAUGCAUCAGCAACUGGAAGGGAGAAAAGGCAGCUGACGCCAGUCAAGCCAUCCUGUGAUGUAAUGGGCCCUUGUUUCUUUGGCUCAUUUUGUAACAACGGUGGGACAUGCAAGACGAACAUGACGACAUGUGGCAUCUACUGUGUCUGUAAGCCAGGGUUCACAGGAAAACUUUGUGACACAUGUGAGACCGACCCGUGCGCUGUCAACUCAACCUGUCAGAAUGGAGGGACCUGUGAAAACAAAGCCUGUGAACCAAAAUGUAAGUGUCCUUCUGGGUAUAUGGGGGAUCUUUGCGAAACGCCGGCCCCUUCGACGACCCUGACUGUCACGUCGCCUACAACGAAUCAAACGGCACCGUCAAGCACCGAUACAGGGUGUAGCGUGGACAUGUGUCUGUAUGACAACCCAUGCACUAAUGCCGGAACGUGUGCGGACUGUGGUACAUCCUGCAUUUGCACUAUGGAAUAUACUGGACGGUUUUGUGAAACGCUACUGUCAUCUACUUCGAAAGCGGAAACUACAGUCAGCGCAUCAACAGCAUUUGCACCAACAAUGUGUAAGAGCGGUUAUUUCUGUUUCCAUGGCGACUGUUUAAUAACAAGUAGCGGUACAAGAUGCGACUGUCACAAAGGUUUCACUGGUCAGUUUUGCAAUUGGCCAUGUGACCUUGACUGUGGGGACAAUGGAAAUUGCAGUCGCCUUGACAUCAGCAAACCUGAGUUCUGCAACUGUGUCUCACCUUACACCGGUGACGCCUGCACGGACGUAAUCCAAAGAACACGCAUUAUUACAGUAACCGGAAACUGGAAAUCCUGGCUGAUUGGGUGUAUAAUUGCACUAUUGGCCGUCCUCGGGUCCCUUGUCCUCGUGGCCUAUGUCCUCAUGAGGAAGAGGAACAUCUUCAUCAUGCGAGUCCUAUACUACUUCCAGCCUCACGAGGAUGAUGAUGGAAAGGAAUUUGAUGCUUUCAUAUCGUACAAGUCCUCACCAGAAGAUGAGACGUUCGUUUAUAGGACUUUGUAUCCCGAGCUGGAAAAACAACGGGGCUUCAAGCUGUGUUUGCAUCAGAGAGAUUUUGUCCCAGGAGAAACUAUAGCAAACAACAUCCUAUGGGCCAUCGAGAAAAGUCGGAGAACGAUUCUGGUUCUGUCCCCGAAAUACAUGGAGAGUGACUUUACCAGGUUUGAGUACCAGGUUGCACACAAUGAGAUGCUGAAGCAGAAACACAAGGUCAUCCCUCUCCUUCUGGAGGACAUCAGUCAACAGAAGCAUCUCACAGACAGAACCCUCACCAGCAUCCUAAAGUCGAUCACCUACAUAGAGUGGCCUCGGAACGGAGAAGAGAAUAAGCUCAAGACAUUCUGGCGAAGGCUUGAACUCUCUCUGCCCAAAAGGAAGUCCAGGUCCAUUGAAGAUGGCGGGACAGACACUAAAACAUCAAGGCCUACAUCUUAUGCAAAUUCUGCUUUUGAAUCCAGUCCGGAAUCUUUCAGUCUGGAACGAAGUGGGGAAAAGUCAGAAAAAGAGGUUUUUAAGAUACAGGAUAACUUGCAAGGAAAACAGGGUCCAGCCAAGGACGAUUUAGAGAAGAUUGAUCUGGUGGUAGAAACUGAAGAAAGUAAGAAGCCAUCGAGCAGUAAGAACCUGAAGGACUUUUUCGCAGAACCAUGUAAUGAUGAUGUGUUUAAUGCAAUGCGUGAAAGUUCAGAGAGACUGGAACAAACUUUAGAGGUGUAACGCUAAGCCAAUAGGAGCCAGGAAAAAGAGUGCUACGCGCUUGUGUACACACGGAUUUGAACCAAAAUGACUAUUUCAGCCAUGUAAAUAUAUGUAUGUACUUGCAACUGUAUAGAAGACAAUAUUACCAUGAUAAUGUACAGCUUUCAAUUCUAAUUGGUGUAGCAGAGUAUCAAGUCAUAAUAUAUUAACUUGUACAGCUGCUUAAUUUGAUCGAGUGGCAAAUGUUUUGAAGAGAAAAUCACAUGAUUCUGAUAAUUUUCGGUUGUUUGUGGAAAUAGAAUAUAUCCGAUUUCAGGCGGCCUGGCUUUUGUAAUUUUGUGUACCUAGACAUUCUAUUUUCAUUCAAGGGCUUGCCAAAGUCUUGAUAAGACAGGAGCAAACCACCGGAAGCAGACUUUUUUAUUUGAGAGUUCAGUUCGUAUUGAACAAAUAAACAAGUGACCCUCACAAAUAUCAUUUCACAUCACCAAUUACUUAUGUGUAUCUUAUUUUCUUAUGGUGUCAGUGAAGAAAACGAGGAUUCUGAAUUUAUGAAUUAUUGUGUUGUUUUCUGAAUUUAUCAUUAACAGAUGUAAAAUACCUGGAAAUGACCGUCAUGUUAAUAUAUUCCGAAAGGUUUGUUAUUACGCCACAAAGUACUGAAGUAUAUCAAGUAUCCCAUUGCAUCAAACUAAAAACUGUUCUUAAUGUCAGUUAAGUUAUUUUUUGUUGGAGACAAUAUCCCCUGAUACACCUGUCGACGUGGUAGUGUCAAGGCUUGUAAAAACGUGGAAUCAUUAUGUAAUAAAGAUGGAAAAACCACAAAAAAA
Molecule: messenger RNA, 2885 nt
Organism: Haliotis rufescens (red abalone)
Lineage: Eukaryota; Metazoa; Mollusca; Gastropoda; Lepetellida; Haliotidae
Product: cell death abnormality protein 1-like
Exons: 4
Coding region: 286-2073 (595 amino acids)
Biological process (GO): immune response; toll-like receptor signaling pathway
Cellular component (GO): membrane
Molecular function (GO): transmembrane signaling receptor activity; calcium ion binding
Source: RefSeq, a predicted model, not a curated record